Molecule: messenger RNA, 1716 nt
Organism: Oldenlandia corymbosa var. corymbosa
Lineage: Eukaryota; Viridiplantae; Streptophyta; Magnoliopsida; Gentianales; Rubiaceae
Source: the annotation of a GenBank genome assembly
AUGGCCUCUUUAUCUUUUGCACAAUUUUCUUCACUGCCCAGGUGGCAGAGUUGGAAUUUUUCCCCGUCUUUGGGGAUUGUAGAACUUCCCCAUGUUGGAAUGAGGAACAAAUGGACUCUUGCAGCUGUCUCUAAGAGAAAAGUUAAAGAGGCCUUAGCUCAUGAAGUGUCAGAAGAUAUUGAUGUUGUAGAAACAAAGAGUAGUCGAAAACCUAAACGAAGUACCGGUAGGACUAGGAAGAAGGCAGGGACUGAAGACCCAGAGAAUAGUUCUGUGACUGUCACGGAUGGAGAACUUACGGAUGAGGAGAAUUUGACUAUUUCAGAAGAAAGUGAGAAAUCAAAAAAACUCCGGCGUACCAGGAAGAAAGAUCAAAAUACAGUUACUGCCCCCGAGGAGAAAACAGAAGAGAAAAAGGUGACAAGACGCAGAAGAACAAAGAAGCAGAUUGAUAAUGUUGUGGAUCAAGAAAGUCCUGCUGUGUCUAGUGAUGAGGAUGGGGAUGCAUUUGUGACAGAUGGAGAUGACGAUAGCAAUGAGCAAGACAUGGAUCUUGAAAUAGAUGAGGGAGAAGAUAUUAGCUAUACUUACAGUUGGCCACCUCUUGUCUGUUGUUUUGGGGCUACACAGCAUGCAUUUAUUCCAUCUGGAAGGCGAGCCAACAGACUUAUAGAUAAUGAAUGGCAUGAAAGACAUAAGGAUGUACUAUGGGAUCCUGAGAAAUUUGUUAGGUCUCCGGGGGGAUGUGCCAGUAAUGUUGCCGUGGCACUUGCAUGCUUGGGUGGUAAAGUUGCUGUUAUGGGUAAACUUGGAGAUGAUGACUACGGUCAGUCUUUGCUAUACUUUUUGAACAUAAACAAUGUACAGACGAGGUCGAUUCGUAUUGACACUAAAAGGGUCACAGCUGUAUCACAUAUGAAAAUGAGUAAGAGGGGUGGUUUGCGGAUGACUUGUGUCAAAUCAUGUCCAGAGGAUUCAUUAUCUAAGUCUGAGAUUAACAUUGAUGUCCUCAAAGAGGCAAAGAUGUUUUACUUCAACACCUUCUCUCUUCUAGACCGGGACAUGCGAGCCUCUACUAUGCAUGCCAUCAAGGUCUCAAAGAAAUUGGGAGGGGUUAUCUUUUAUGAUCUCAAUCUACCAUUACCUCUAUGGCAAUCCUCUGAAGAGACUAAGAAAUUCAUACGAAAAGCAUGGGAUCUUGCAGAUAUUAUUGAAGUCACCAAGCAAGAACUUGAGUUUCUUUGCGAUAUCAAGGCAACUGAAAAGUUUGACACUAAGGACAAUGACAGGACUAAAUUCAUUCAUUAUCCACCAGAAGUGCUUGCUCCACUUUGGCAUGAAAAUCUUAAGGUUUUAUUUGUGACAAAUGGGACUUCAAAGAUUCACUACUACACUAAGGAGCACAAUGGUUCUGUUCUUGGCAUGGAGGAUCCACCCGUUACCCCCUAUACUUCUGAUAUGUCUGCAUCUGGUGAUGGUAUUGUCGCAGGUAUCCUGAGGAUGUUGUCAGUCCAGCCACAUCUUAUAACUGAUAAAAAGUACUUGGAGCGCACCGUCAACUAUGCUAUCAGCUGUGGAGUAAUGGAUCAAUGGCUACAGGCACGAAAACUUGGUUACCCUGCUAAAGAAGGUAUGGAAGAAGAUGUGAUCCCUGAUUCCCAUGGCAUAAGAUCUGUAACAGAAAGGGAAUAUCGAACUUUGGUGCCUGUUCGUUGA